UAAUGAGAAAUUGAUAAGAAUCGAAUUUGUAAUCUUUGUAUCACUUUAACUCUUGAUAACGUCUUCAACAACCAACCCAACUAAAAGAAAACUUAUAACCGGAAUUACAUUCACUAGUCACCACAAAAAAUGGUUCAUUUUCAAACACCAACCAUAAUUUAUGAGUAUGGACUAUGGUCCUAUACUGAAGAGCUGCAAGCCGCAGAUAUCAGGUAUCAGUUAUGAAGGCAACAAACACCGUCACGUGGUGGCGAUGCCGUACCCAGGUAGGGGCCACAUUAAUCCAAUGCUUAACCUCUGUAAACUCCUCCUCCUUAAAUCAAAUAAUUUAUUCAUCACAUUCGUAGUAACUGAAGAGUGGCUCGGCUUCCUCAGCGCCGAGGCUCAUGAUCAGCCGCCGCCGCCGCCUAACUUUCAAUUGGUUUCACUUCCCCAAGUCAUUCCUUCUGAAAUUGGGAGAGGUAAAAAUUUUCCUGCGUUUGUAGAAGCCGUAAGCACGAAGCUUCAAGCUCCUUUUGAGCGGCUCCUGGAUGGGCUUGAGCUGGCGCCGUCAGUUAUUGUUUAUGAUAUGAUAUUAGGUUGGGUUGUUGAGGUUGGAAAUGAGAGGAAUAUAGCAGUUGCGACACUAAAUACUUUUUCAGCUUCUUUUUUAUCCAUUAUUUCUAACUUCGAUCUGUUGGUUCAACAUGGUCAUUUUCCUGUUGAUGUCUCCGAAAGAGGAGAUGAAAUUGUGGACUAUAUUCCUGGACUUCCUCCAACAAAAAUUGCUGAUUUUCCAACAAUCUUCCAAGGAGAUGGAAGAAAGACCCUAAACACAUUCCUCAAAUCAGUUUCUUCUAUAAACAACACUCAAUUCCUUUUAUCCACAUCCAUCUAUGAAUUUGAACACCAACUAAUACAUUUCUUAACACGAAACUUUACUCCUCCAUUAUAUAACAUUGGCCCCAUGAUACCAUAUUUCAACCUUCCUAAACAAAAACAAACAUCAUCAUCCAAUGACUACUUCCAAUGGUUGGAUUCUCAACCCAAAAAAUCUGUUCUUUACAUCUCUCAAGGAAGCUUUCUUUCGGCCUCGAAUGAUCAAAUCCAUGAGAUUAUUGAAGGGAUUAAGCUAAGUAAUGUUCCAUUUUUGUGGGUAACUCGUGGCGAUACUCAAAGAUACAAAGAGGUAGGAAUAAGUGAUAAAAUUGGAUGCUUGGUGCCUUGGUGUGAUCAACUAAAAGUGUUGUGUCAUUCUUCAAUUGGCGGGUUUUGGACGCAUUGUGGAUGGAACUCGACUUCUGAAGCUAUGUAUGCUGGUGUUCCUAUGCUUACUUGUCCUAUAUUUUGGGAUCAGUUUCCUAAUAGUAAGUUUUUAGUUGAUGAUUUGAAGAUUGGAUGGAGGGUUUUAAAGAAUGAUGAUAUGAAAACGAGAGAGGAAAUAGCACAAAUUGUAAGGAAGUUUAUGGAUUCGGAAAAUGAAGAGCGUAAAGAGAUGGUUAGAAGAGCAGAAGAGGUAAGGGAUACAUUCCAUAAGGCUAUUGCUAAUGGUGGUUCUGCUGCUUCAGAUCUUGAUGCUUUUGUUAAUAAGAUUCUUUUCAUUUAAUUAGUACUUUUUACUAUAAUAAUUUCUUAUAUGGAAAUUGAAGUUAGUUGAUUUGAUGCACUUUGUUAUUUGUAAUAUUAUCAAUUACUUCUUCUAUUUCCUAUAAAUGUUCUCAUAUGGAUGUUAACGGGAAUUAAGAAACUUGAAUCUUUUAGAA
This is a messenger RNA of Amaranthus tricolor (Joseph's coat), 1742 nucleotides long. Its product is annotated as UDP-glycosyltransferase 87A1-like. The coding region runs from base 161 to 1585 and encodes 474 amino acids. The transcript has 3 exons. The record is from RefSeq and is a predicted model, not a curated record. Gene Ontology annotation, molecular function: UDP-glycosyltransferase activity. NCBI's taxonomy places the organism in Eukaryota, Viridiplantae, Streptophyta, Magnoliopsida, Caryophyllales, Amaranthaceae.